UCCGACUGUGCCGCGUACAACCGUGAGAUGUGCCGCCCGGUGCAUAGUCUUAUCAUUAGCACAUAGGUACUAAGUGAUAACCUAUGUACAAAACUAUAGUGGAAUAGGUGCUAUACCAAAAACUCUUUUAUAAAUAAUUACAAGUAAUUUAUGAGAUAUCGUAAGCUAGACGGAACAAAAUACAAAAAUGGUUGGCAACGAAACUAAAAAACCUAACGAUGUUGCUCGAGAUGAAAAUGGCCAAGAUUUGAAAGACCUCAACAAAAUUAACUCGCUUAAAUUAGAGGACAAUUAUACAAAAGAUGUCGUACAUUAUACUAAGGAUGAAUCACCUCCUGGAGAACGAGUUAAAUUUGAGGGGCUGGAUGAUAUUGACAGUAUAUGCUCCAAAGAUGAUGACAAACUGCCACCAAUACCUGACGGAGGGUGGGGUUGGGUUGUGGUGUUCGCUGCAUUCCUCACCGCGUCGUGUGCUGAUGGACUCACAUAUUCCUUCGGUAUACUACAUGAAGAAUUUAUCAACUAUUUCCAAGAUUCACAAUCAAAAACGUCACUAAUAGGUAGCUUAUUUAUUUCAAUACCUCUGAUCUCCGGACCAAUUAUGAGUGCUUUAGUAGAUAGGUAUGGAUGCAGAACUAUGAACAUGGCCGCCGGUAUACUGUCGACUAUCGGUUUCUUGCUUGCAUCGCUGAGUAAUAGUAUUGAAAUGUUGUGUGUAACAUUAGGUGUUAUAAGUGGUUUUUCGAUGGGCAUUUUCUACGUUACCGCAGUAGUGUCAGUUGCGUUUUGGUUUGACAAAAGAAGGACUUUAGCAGUGUCUAUAGCUCACACUGGUGUAGGUUUUGGUACAUUGGUGUAUUCACCACUGACGAACUAUUUGCUGCAAAUAUAUGACUGGAGGAAUACACUCGUUCUGCUAGGUGGAACUGUUUUGAAUAUGUGUGUGUGCGGAGCUUUAAUGAGGGACCCGGACUGGAUAAUAAUUAAAGAACAUAGAGAAAAAAUGGAGGCAAAGAAGUCGAGGUCUAGAAGAUCGUCAAGUGCUGGCUCAAUAUCAUCUAAAUCGAUUGGUAAUGAAUCAGUUUACCUAGACGCCGAUGAGUUAAAUGAUUUAUUAAAGAGUGGAAGAAGUCCUGAGUACAUUCUGGCUAUGCUGACCACAUCAGUAGCAGAAGCUGAAAAGCUGGAGGCUACUACGCAAAUGAAUGCGGAGAUAGCUACCAAAAGAGCUAAUUCUGAUGUACAUCUUCCUACGUUUGUACAACAUCAUGAUCAAGUGCCAGCGGAGGUGAUAGAGAAAUUGAUGACAAACAAACGCCUUUACAAUAUAAUACUCCACAACUACCCACACAUACUCACGAGGAGACGCUCCGAGGAAAACGUAAAUGUAGAACCUCCUAUAUCUGUGAAAGAACCAACGAAAAUGAACAUGACACUAAUGGCUAAGAAACCAAAAACACAAAAUGAAUUCAAGCAAGAAACUGAGCAAAAUAAAGCAAUAAAGAAAGACUUAGCUCCUAAAGAAGCAGAUAUUAAACCGUCAAACGCACUUGCAAUUCCUAAAGAGCCAAGUAAAGGCGUACCUAUCCAGCCUGCUCAAGCGAACUGGAUAUCAAGGCAAAUAUCCACAGACCAUCAUUACUUGAGAGAUAUGCCUCUAUACAAGGGCUCGAUGAUGUACAGAGGAGCCAUGAUGAACAUUCCUAGGUACAAGCUACGUGCAUCGUCUCUACCUGAUAUCUAUAGAAAUUCUACGUGGUCGAUAUGGUCCGGUUCUGAUAACGAAAAGAAAUGGUACGACCGCCUGAUAGACGGUUUAAAGUCGACCUUUGACUUCCGCAUGUUCACCGAGUUUCACUUCUUCCUGUUCAACAUGGCGUCGCUGAUCCUGGCCGUGUGGGCCAUCAUCCCCUACUUCUUCCUCAAGUCCUACAUGUCUGCCGUCAACAUGGAGGGCGGCGCCACCAUGAUUGCUAUUGUUGGCAUCGCCAGCGGUAUUGGUAUUGUAGUACUUGGCUGGGCCGGCGACCAACCCUGGAUAAAUGUCACAAAAGCGUUCGCAAUUUGCUUAUUCAUCUGUGGCAUUUCUAUCGCCGCCUACCCUCUCUGCAUCAACAACUACUGGGCUUUGGCAGUCGUGUCUGUCAUCUUCGGCUGGUCCUAUGCUAGCUCGUACGCCUACACUCCGGCCAUUCUGAUCGAACUGGUGCCUAUUGACUACUUCACGCUGGGAUAUGGAUUGAUAUUGCUGAGUCAAGGCAUUGGCCAUCUGUGUGGACCACCUAUAGGAGGUCUGCUCUUCGACAUAACCAAAAGCUGGGACUUGACAUUCUACGUCGGCGGCUUGUGGGUGAUCCUCGCUGGUAUCCUCGUCGGCAUCAUCCCCUACACCAACAACAUGCGCAUGUGUGGCUCGGCGCCAUUGCUGAAGGACUUGGACGACGGGACCAGCACUAAGAACUCCGUCCAUAUGCAUGUGUGAACAUGAAUCAUAACCAGCCGAUGAACGUUCACUGCUGGACACUGGCCUUUUGUAACGACUAGAACAGCCUGUAUUCAGUGGUUCCAGAUAUCGGAGAGUGUUGGGGAUCAAAAAGCAAAUCAUAUAAAAACUCAAGUAGGCUCAGUUCGCAUCGUUUAAUUAUAUUUUAAGCCCUGAAGCAAAAUGAGGGCAUAAGUGUGAUCGUCGUGUCUCAAAUGGGUGAACCAUUUGGAUUCGCUGUAUUUAUUGACUGCUGGUUUUCAGAGUUUACAAGAUAUGGGGCAAUGAAUGUAUUACAAAAAUGUAAGUUACAUUUAAAAUACCCUCAACCCUAUUUACAUUAUCAAAACUAUACAAUUUAUCCUCAUUUCGAUAAGGACAAUUGAUUUCGUUGGAUCAGCUCACAUAUUGCAGUUCCAUAAACUUGAUGGAGCGUAAUUCUGACGUAGAAGUCGUUACUUUAGUCUAAAUCACGAUAUGUACUUACAAAUAUCCCUACAAAAAGAAAAUAGCAGGACUAUUUUGAAGUCGGUUAAGAAGUUUAGGUGAAUGUGUGCUUACCAAAGCCAAAGGUUAGGAAUUGAUACGUGCAUGCAUGCCAAAGUUUAGCAUCUAGUGAAUAAAGAAUUUAUUAGUUAUUAAGGUUCUAUUUAAUAAAUUAUGAUAAAUAUGG
Messenger RNA from Bicyclus anynana (squinting bush brown), 3155 nucleotides. Its product is annotated as monocarboxylate transporter 14. Gene Ontology annotation, biological process: monocarboxylic acid transport; transmembrane transport. Bases 188 to 2482 code for a protein of 764 amino acids. Gene Ontology annotation, molecular function: monocarboxylic acid transmembrane transporter activity. The record is from RefSeq and is a predicted model, not a curated record. Lineage: Eukaryota; Metazoa; Arthropoda; Insecta; Lepidoptera; Nymphalidae. The transcript has 6 exons.